Molecule: messenger RNA, 1190 nt
Organism: Cucurbita pepo subsp. pepo (vegetable marrow)
Lineage: Eukaryota; Viridiplantae; Streptophyta; Magnoliopsida; Cucurbitales; Cucurbitaceae
Source: RefSeq, a predicted model, not a curated record
AUCUAAUUUAUUGGCCUUGUUGUUUAAGGUCUAUGCCAGCAUGUCACCAAUCAUCCACAUUGUUAACGUGUCAUCCGCCGAAACAGAGUCUCUGGCAAAUAUUACGGAGGUUCAUGAGGGAUUGGAUUUCUGUGCACAUGGUGAUGGAAGAGAUUCUUUUGGAAUUUUCUCUGUGAAAUUUUCAACAGAUGGACGAGAACUUGUUGCUGGAAGUAGCGAUGAUUCUAUAUAUGUCUACGAUCUUGAAACUAAUAAGCUUUCGCUUCGAAUUUUGGCUCACAGAUCUGAUGUGAAUACUGUGUGUUUUGCUGAUGAAAGUGGCCAUCUGGUUUACUCUGGAAGUGAUGAUACUUUCUGUAAGGUGUGGGACAGACGCUGCUUUAUAUCUAAAGGGAAGGCUGCAGGGAUUCUAGAAGGACAUGUCGAAGGUAUCACGUUCAUUGAUAGUCGUGGGGAUGGUCGAUAUUUAAUUUCCAAUGGUAAAGACCAGACCAUCAAACUUUGGGAUAUCAGAAAGAUGUCCAACAAUGCUACUCACUACAAUAGGCCCAGAAACUAUGAUUGGGACUACAGAUGGAUGGAUUAUCCACUCCAUGCUAAAAAUUUGAUGCAUCCACGUGAUCGAUCUGUUGCUACAUACAAGGGUCAUUCAGUCCUGCGAACGCUUAUCCGUUGUUAUUUCUCCCCGGAAUCUAGCACCGGCCAGAAGUACAUCUACACCGGAUCUCACAAUUCUUGCGUUUAUAUCUAUGAUUUGUUGACUGGAGCUCUAGUUGCAACACUGAAGCAUCAUAAAUCACCAGUAAGAGACUGUAGCUGGCACCCUCAAUAUCCAAUGCUUGUAAGCUCUUCAUGGGAUGGGGAUGUUGUCAAAUGGGAAUUUCCGGGCAGCGGUGAAGCUCCGACUCCUCCGAACAAGAAGAGAGUCCGCAGGCGACAUUUCUAUUGAAAACUGCUGAAGAAAACUGUAAGGCAAGCUCUUUCUGGUGGAUUAUAGCUUGGCAAAUGCAGUAUAUCUUGCUCUGUGAUGCAUGCAUCCUAUCAUACUCUUGAAAAUAAGAUGCAAUUAAUAUGCAUUUUAUAUCUCACCGUUGCAGUAUUUUGUUGGUUCUACUUGACGAAUCUUUGAUAUCAUGUUUCUGUCUAUAAUCUAUGUGAAUAAUAUGAUAUAAUACAUACAUACAUAUAUA